This is a messenger RNA of Dissoconium aciculare CBS 342.82, 718 nucleotides long. RefSeq lists its product as uncharacterized. Lineage: Eukaryota; Fungi; Ascomycota; Dothideomycetes; Mycosphaerellales; Dissoconiaceae. The transcript is spliced from 2 exons. The coding region runs from base 163 to 618 and encodes 151 amino acids. The record is from RefSeq and is a predicted model, not a curated record.
CUUACCUACACAACGGCGGUCAUUUCAGUGCUCUCGGGUAUUGAGCGACAUAAGCCCUCCAAAUCAGAACAGCUUAGCUUUCGUCUCAAGGCCACGAGUGCGGGAGACACUACCACAUCGCGAUCGGAACCAUCACCAAGACUUACCUCAAGUCACGAAUCAAUGAUGGCUUUGUCAUCAAAUUCGUAUCUCCCCAUCGCCGCUGGUGUCUUCGCCACGAUCUUCAUCGGCUUCGGCAUCAAUGCAGCGGUGAAUCCUCAAAGUGCUUUGACAUUUUUCGAAUUACAAUACCCUACGCCGACUAGCAUCAAGGAUCGGGAGCUCCUCUCAAAAGUCAAACUUGCACUCGAUGCCCUCUCAGUCGUGUACGGGGUCCGUGACGUCUUUAUUGGAGCCGCACUCUACGCGACAGCCCUCUAUGGCAGCAAAGAAGCUCUCGGCUGGAUCUGCGUGGCGGCUGGCCUGACGGCAGGUGUCGAUGGAGCCGUGUGCAAGUUCAUGGUUGGGAAAGGCGAAAUGAAUCACUGGGGAUAUGCCCCGAUGGUGGUCAUACUUGGGUCUCUGCUUUUAGGUGCCGCAGAUGGGACUCCACUGGAGUCCCUGAUGACGCGCAACUGAUCCAUCAAGUCAAUAGGAGGUCUUCGUUGCUUUUGCUUGGAAAGCUUUGUUGCCUUUUCACCGAGAGUCAAGGAGGGUCUCCUGAAACCGCGGACGUCCA